AAGCACCCCUCUACUAAAUAACCCAAGUUCCCCCACAGUACUCUAAUCUAUAUACCUUCAUUCUCCAGUUCACAACACUCCAAGUGCAAGUGAUGAUGGGGAGAACACCAUGCUGUGAUGAAAUUGGAUUGAAGAAGGGGCCUUGGACCCCGGAAGAGGAUGCAAUAUUGGUGGAUUACAUUCAGAAACACGGCCAUGGAAGUUGGAGAGCACUUCCGAAGCUUGCAGGACUGAACAGGUGCGGGAAGAGUUGCAGGCUAAGGUGGACUAACUACUUGAGGCCUGAUAUUAAAAGAGGAAAGUUCACUGAGGAAGAAGAGCAACUCAUCAUCAAUUUACAUGCUGUUCUUGGGAAUAAGUGGUCUGCCAUAGCAGGUCAUUUGCCAGGGAGGACUGAUAAUGAAAUCAAGAAUUUCUGGAACACCCAUUUGAAGAAAAAGCUUCUGCAAAUGGGGUUAGAUCCAGUCACUCAUCGUCCAAGAUUAGAUCACCUUAAUCUUCUAUCCAAUCUCCAACAGUUCCUAGCUGCCACAAACAUGGUCACUAGUUUCACAAACACUUUGGAUUCUAAUGCUGCUCUGAGGCUGCAAUCAGAUGCAACACAACUAGCCAAACUCCAAUUGCUGCAGAACAUACUUCAAGUUCUUGGAACCAAUCCUGCCUCAAACUUGGAGCUACUUAAUCAACUUGGACCAUCAUCUUCAAUUUCAGACACUUUUCUUCAUGAAGCUUUAGGAUUGAAUCAAUCUAAGCUCCAAGAACUUUAUAAGAGUUCAAUUGGUUUUCCUUCUCAUCAAAAUCUGUCUAAUUUGCAAACCUUAGAAGUCCCACAUCAUCUGCAGCAACAUUACAUGAAUGGAAGCAGCACUAUUAAUAGUUGCAUGCAGUCUCGAAAGGUGGUUGAUGAACAACUUGAUGCCACAAACUCUUCUUCAACUAUACCAUUAAAUUCACUUCCAAAUCUGGUUUCAGCAUCACCUCAAUGUUCCACUGUCAAGGAAAUGGAAAACAAGGUGAAUCCAAAUGAGUGCUCCAACCCUUCUUCCACUUCAACCACCUUUGAAAUGUGGGGAGAUUUCAUGUGUGAGGAAGUAAACGAUGAUUAUUGGAAAGACCUUAUAGACCAAGAGUCUAACCGGUAACAAAACAUAGCAGAGUCUGAUGGAAAUACAAACAGCAUUCAAGAAUAAUCACAGGGAUAAAGGCAAUUAUCAUUGGUCUCUAGGAUCAACACGUAAACUGUUCAUUUAUGUAUAGUUGGUUUGGUUGAUUCAUAUGCAUUUGAAAGAUGGAUUGGUUUUUGGAUUUGAACAUAUAAGCUUCCAUUGUAUAGAGGAUUCCUGUGACAUGGAGAGUGUAAUUUCACAGGGUACAAUCCUCUCAUAUUCAUUUUCUUGUACUAUAGCAUAUUUAGAUCAACUUCUCUUUCCCCAAAAUCAAUUCUGAAACUAAGAAGCUAUUCGUAUAAACUUCUACCCAAAUUUGAUUCA
This is a messenger RNA of Lotus japonicus, 1490 nucleotides long. Its product is annotated as transcription factor MYB53-like. NCBI's taxonomy places the organism in Eukaryota, Viridiplantae, Streptophyta, Magnoliopsida, Fabales, Fabaceae. Bases 93 to 1142 code for a protein of 349 amino acids. The transcript is spliced from 4 exons. The record is from RefSeq and is a predicted model, not a curated record.